Molecule: messenger RNA, 957 nt
Organism: Ornithorhynchus anatinus (platypus)
Lineage: Eukaryota; Metazoa; Chordata; Mammalia; Monotremata; Ornithorhynchidae
Product: olfactory receptor 15-like
Exons: 1
Coding region: 1-957 (318 amino acids)
Biological process (GO): G protein-coupled receptor signaling pathway
Cellular component (GO): membrane
Molecular function (GO): olfactory receptor activity; G protein-coupled receptor activity
Source: RefSeq, a predicted model, not a curated record
AUGGAUCACAAGAAUGUGAGCUCCCACUGGGUCUUCAUUCUUCUGGGCUUCUCUGACCGGCCCUGGUUGGAGAUGCCUCUUUUCCUCAUGGUCCUCGUCGCUUAUCUCUUCACUCUGGUGGGCAAUGUGGCCAUCAUUUUGGUGUCCCGGUUGGAUCCCAAGUUGGAUAGCCCCAUGUACUUCUUCCUGAGCAACUUGUCCUUCCUGGAUCUGUGCUUCACCACCACGACAGUUCCCCAGAUGUUGAAGAACCUUUGGGGCCCAGACAAGACCAUCAGCUAUGGGGGCUGUGUGGCCCAGUUCUACAUUUUUCACUUCCUGGGGGCCACUGAGUGCAUCCUUCUAGCCAUGAUGUCCUUUGACCGCUAUGUGGCCAUCUGCAAACCCUUGCACUACCUGGCCAUCAUGCAUCAGCGUCUCAGCAUCCUCUUGGUGGCCACGGCCUGGGUCAGUGGCUUGGCCAACUCCCUGCUGCAGAGCUCACUCACCGUCCAGCUUCCCCUUUGUGGGAACCACGUGGUCGACAACUUCUUCUGUGAGGUGCCGGUGGUCAUUGAGAUGGCCUGUGUGGACACCUCCUUCAAUGUGGCCAUGCUCUCCGUGGUGGGCACCUUCUAUGCCCUGGUGCCCCUGUCUCUCAUCCUGGUGUCCUACAGCUUCAUUGCUGUGGCGGUGCUAAGGAUCCGCUCCUCUGCAGGCAGGCUCAAGGCCUUCAACACUUGUGGCUCUCACGUUACCGUGGUCUCACUCUUCUAUGGCCCAGUGAUUGGGAUGUACGUCCAGCCCUCUGCCGACAACUCCCGGGAUAAGGCCAAACUCAUGACCCUAUUCUACAGCGUCGUCACCCCAAUGUUCAACCCCUUCAUCUACACGCUAAGGAACAAAGAUGUGAAAGGGGCGCUGAAGAGGCUUCUGGGGAAGAGCAGUCAAAGCCGGGGUAGGAGGGGUGAGGCAUGA